CCACAAAUGAAAAAAGAUAGAAAACAAUGAUGUAUAUUUUUGUUUCGAGGAGACAAUUAAGGAUUUAGCCCUCUAUUGUGCGAGUGUAAAUGGUUUUCAGUAAACAUUUCUCCGCAGCAGCUCUUCAGACCUUUUUUGGCGUUGAAAUUUCGCGAAUAUCACACGUGGACUAAAUAGCAAUGUUUGCAUUUUCAUUAUAAACAGGCGUUUAAAAAUCUAACUUUCAAGAGUUCUUAAUUUCCGAAUGAAUCAAUUUGAACCAAAUACGUAAAGAGCAGCUGCUUUAUUCAACUGUCAUUGUUUCGUUUCGCCUCUUUUUCGUUGAAUAAAAAACGGAAACGAAUUGAAAUGCGGGCAAUGUUGCCCCCAAAUGUUUGCGCUGGUCUGCAUUCCGCCGCCGCGGCUGCCGCCACUGGAGGAAGAUACUCGCAUCAUGAAAAGGACAAAAGCCACGUAUCCUCCCUGGCCGCUCCUCUUUUUUGUCGUCGCUCGCGGGAAAACGGAAUCUUACAUUUUUUUAUUUACAUCCCGCUUGUUUACAAAUUGUGCCGACCACCCAGAGACCGCAGGAUUAAACACCGCCAAGCGUCGCUCCAAGCUUUUACGCAUGACUUGCCAGUGCUUGCCAUCUUUAAAGCCAGCGUCGUGCCAAAUCGCCUUGACGCACGGAAAUUAACCAAAGUCACGACUAAAACACAGUUUUGGUUUUGCACUUUAAUUUAAAAGAAAGGGAUGCUUGUCCGAAUCUGGGUUGAGCUAGCUUGGCGCAAAAGGUGCUUAAUCUCCCUCCUGCCAGUCCUGCAUGGUCAUGACCUGUCAUAACGCCCCUUCCACAGCUCGUCUCAUCCUAUUGGUCCUGCUCAUUGUCACUCCACAGCUAGCCAGCUCCGCCCCGGCAUGGGGCGAGCAAGGGGAGGGAGGGGUGCAGGGGCGCACACGGACAGACCACAAAGAGGACUCGUUGGGCCCCCUCCUCUCGCCGCCCCAGCCCCAGAUUUUCCCUGGCACAGAUGACGCGUUGCCAGACCGGGUUCAUGGUCCAGGUCAAGAUAGCCAAUUAGAUAAAGUGAGUGACCCUGAGCAGGUGCUUGCUGUUCUUUUGGAGUCCCUGGACCACCCAGGGGAUGGCGAAAUCCUCGCCAGCAGAAACAGAGACUGGGAAGAGGAGGAUCAGAGUCAAAAGCCGCCCUCCGCUGAAGACGUGCAGGGUGGUGAGAUAAGAGGAGCAGCACAGACAGAGGGGGAGAGGGGGAAGGAAGAAGACAAUGAGAAGCAAGAGGCUGAUAAGGCAAUUGAAAAGGUAAUUUUAGGCCAUUUGGCAGCUGUUCAGGGGGAUAAAAUCCAGGAAAAGGAGAAAGAGGACGAGGAGGCUAAAACUACAAGAUCAGGGGAGGAUCAAAAUGCAACUGAGGAAGAAAGGAAUGACAAAGAAGAGGAGGGAAAUAAUUUAGAACAACUCAUAGAAAAAGUCAAAUCUACAUCCACAUCAGAGGCAGAAGAUCCCUCGUUGGAGCGCAAAAUCCGAGGCUACUUCCAAAACAUUGACUUGGGUCUGCAAGACAAUGAGAUCCUGCCUCCCCUGAAGGGCUACAAGGCGUACAACACUCAACUCGCACAAGCUGGGAAGAAGCAGCACUGGCAGGACAACAUGUCGCGCAACAGACCCGUCAAGGGGGGGAACUUCAUGGACGACUUCAAUGACGGCGGCGAGGAGCUGGAGGAGGAGGUUGAGGAGGAGGAGGAGAGCCUCUCCCACAUGCAAGAGGAGGCGAGGGCGCACGCAGAGAAGCAGGAGGUUCUCCGGCAGCAGGAGGAGGCAGAGCGAGCCAGGGAGGAAGAGCAGAGGCUGGCGGACAUCGCCUCCGACAUGCUGCUGCAGUACAUGGGCAGGAAGCAGCAGUCCUUCAUGAAGCCGCGGCAGAAGAGCAGCAACACUGCCGAGGACAAGAGGUCAGAGGAGGUCCUCCCAGACGAGGACGACCUGGACCAGCAGAUGAUCGAUAGGCUGAUUGAGAUCAGCAGCAAGCUCCACCUGCCCGCCGACGACGUAAUCGAGAUUAUAAGUGACGUGGAGGAGAAAAAGAAGAAAAGGAAAGAAUUGCAGCAGCAGCCGAUCAACAGCAAUCCGAUCAUUCCUCGCUUCAGGCCUCUGGUGCCUCCUCCUCUUGCCACUCCACCCAUUUACCACUACACAGCCUCAAAAAAUCCCAAGAAAGCUCCUUACAAGCACAAUAAAUCCAACAAGAAAUGGCACAAGGACAAAGUCAAGUCAUACAAGCAGGACUAUUGGUAUAAGCCUCAGAAGCAGCUUGACUACUGGUAUAAACCCCAGAAACAGUUUUUAGCCUUCCCCUCCUAUCCCUACUACCAAAAGCCAUAUCGAGCCUACUACCCAGUUUACUUCCCAUAUCCUAAAGAACAGUACUAUGGCAAGUCCUCCCCGUCCAGAGAUCAGCACUUCGGCCCCCAGGAACUUGAUCUCCAGCCCCCGAGGCGCAGGCACAGGGGUGGGGGUAAGAACCGGGCCGGACAGGGCUGGAGGCAGCAGCCGCCCCCGCGUCUGCCUCUCACACCUUAUAUCUCUAACUAUAUCCUUCCUCACCCACGGACCUACCAGCCUCUGCCCCCUCCUAAACCGGUGGUCGCGCCCAGGAGGGGCAGACGACCACAGUACUACUACCCACAGGUCACUCCUGGAGAUGAUUAUGAGGAAGACGGGCUGGUGCCUCAGCUGGACAGUGAGGAAGAGCUGGAGAACUUUAUUGAGAGGAUCUACAUGAAGCGCAGAAUGUAUUGAGGGACUCUUUUGGACACUGUCAGAUCAGAGGGACCAAAGGAGGGCUAGAUCUGAAGAAAAUUAGCUGAGAGGAAAGUUAUAACCGAGGUGAAAUGAAAGGACUCAGAGGAGAUACGUUUUGAGCCUGUGGUCAUUUUAAAAAGUUGGGAAAUGAAUAAAAGUUAGAUUUCUUUUGUUCUUCACUGUAACUUUAUUAUGUUUUCAGUCAGGGAGAGAAUGAAGAAGUUCCUCUUUGAACUCCCUGUAAUCAUGUUCAGCCUCUUGAUGGGUUUACAUUUUAAACCAGUACAUACCGCAGUGUAUGUCUGCCUCCAUUCAGGUCAAUCUCUGAUGCUCUCUUGUAUAUUUCAGAGAAUUAUAGAGCAAGCAAACACACACACACACACACACACACACA
Molecule: messenger RNA, 3194 nt
Organism: Xiphophorus maculatus (southern platyfish)
Lineage: Eukaryota; Metazoa; Chordata; Actinopteri; Cyprinodontiformes; Poeciliidae
Product: GRIP and coiled-coil domain-containing protein 1-like
Exons: 2
Coding region: 803-2797 (664 amino acids)
Molecular function (GO): neuropeptide hormone activity
Source: RefSeq, a predicted model, not a curated record